AUGUUUGGGGUGCUUUCAUGGUCACCAGCAACUCAUGCAACUCUACCCACCUCUUUCUCUUCCAUCUAUGGACGGUAUCGGAUGGCCUCAUCCCUUCCUCUUCACCCUCCUGCGAGCAAGAUCUUCGUCAGAAAUCUGUCUUACUGCACCAGUGAAGCCACCCUCGUCAAAACGUUCUCUAAAUUUGGUCAAAUAGUUGAAGUUAAACUCGCUAGACAUGAAGAUACAAAAAGGUCAAAAGGUUAUGCAUUCAUACAAUAUUGUUAUCAAGAUGAUGCAGUGCUAGCUAUAGAACAGAUGGAUCAACAGAUACUUGAUGGUCGGGUUAUUUAUGCUGAAAUAGCGAAGCCUCUGCACGGUGGAUUCAGUGCGUACCCUAAACCGUCUGGUCCUCCUCCAAAACAAGCCUCAGAAGCGAAUGGAACUAAUGUUUGAUGCUUGAUAGUUUUCGCCUUUGCUGAAGCUUCUCAUAUGCCUCCUUAUAUAUAUAUAUAAAUUUAUGUUGCAUGACUUCAAUUCAUGUGCAUUGUGCAAAAUGAGAAUCUUGUAGCUGCUUUUUUAUUUUUAUUUUUUUAUUAAAUGCUGCAUCUGAUUUGGUUUA
Molecule: messenger RNA, 601 nt
Organism: Dioscorea cayenensis subsp. rotundata (Guinea yam)
Lineage: Eukaryota; Viridiplantae; Streptophyta; Magnoliopsida; Dioscoreales; Dioscoreaceae
Product: small RNA-binding protein 11, chloroplastic
Exons: 4
Coding region: 1-435 (144 amino acids)
Molecular function (GO): RNA binding
Source: RefSeq, a predicted model, not a curated record